GUCAAAGUCUGAUGGGAGCAAACUUCGACUUUAAUAUGCUUAACACUUUACAAACACCACCACCACCAACAACAACAAAAAAAUGAUACUAAUUGAAGCAUUUUAAUACAUGAUAUUCACUCACAGGCUUAAAGAAAAGAAAAGCAAUGGCGGAAAAAAUUAGAUCACGGAAAUACAGACGCAGUAGGGAUAACCCUCCAUCUUUGUCAUCAUCCAGUGGUCUUCUAGCUAAGGAGCUUAAAUGUUCAGUGUGUCUGGAUGUGUUCACUGAUCCAGUCAGCACUCCAUGUGGACACAACUUCUGUAAGAGCUGCUUAAACCGUUGCUGGGAAAACAUUCAGAACUGCUUCUGUCCAUUCUGUAAAGAAACAUUCAGUAAAAGACCCGACCUCAAGAUCAACACUGCACUUAGUGAGGUUGUGCAGCUCUUUCAGAAAAAGUUUAUUCUGAGUAAAUCUGAAGUUCUCUGUGACAUCUGUGAUGAAAGAAAGCUGAAAGCUCUGAAGUCCUGUCUGGUGUGUCAGACCUCUUACUGUGAAACUCACCUGGAGCCUCAUCUGAGAGUCCUGAGCUUAAAGAAACACAAACUGAUGGACCCUGUGGAGAACAUGAAGGACUAUAUUUGUCAGAAACACGAGAGACCUCUGGAGCUGUUCUGUAGAGAUGAUCAGACACGUGUGUGUGUGUUUUGCACUGAUGGAGACCACAAGACUCACAACACUGUUCCUCUAGAGGAGGAGAGUAAAGAGAAGAAGAGUGAGCUAAUGAAGACACAGAAAGAUGUGCAGCAGAUGAUCCAGGACAAAAACAAGAAGAUUCAAGACAUUAAAUACUUCACAGAACUCAGAAGAAAAAGCACAGAGCGAGAGAAAGCAGCCAGUGUUGAGCUCUUCAGUGAUCUGAUGCGCUCCAUUGAGAGAUGUCAGGCUGAGCUGCUGGAGAUGAUGGAGGAGAAGCAGAAAGCAGCAGAGAAACAGGACGAAGAGCUCAUUCAAGAGCUGCAGCAGGAAAUCACUGAGCUCAAGAUGAGAGACACUGAGCUGGAUCAUCUCUUACACACUGAGGAUCACCUCCAGCUCCUACAGAUUGAUCCAUCCCUGUGCAGUCCUCCACACACCAGGAACUGGCCUGAGAUCAGUAUGAACACUGAUGUGAGUGUGGAGACUCUGAGGAGAGCUCUGACUCAGCUGCAGGAAACUCUAGACCAGAAACUCAGUCAAACUGUGUUGAGGAGGAUGCAGCAGUAUGCAGUGGAUGUGACUCUGGAUCCUGAUACAGCUCAUCCAAAUCUCAUUCUGUCUAAUGAUGGGAAACAAGUGAGACAUGGAGACAUUAAGCAUGGAGUCCCAGAUUACCCAGAGCGGUUUGAUAAGUGUGCCUCUGUCCUGGGAAAAGAGGGAUUCUUGUCAGGAAGAUUUUAUUUUGAAGUGCAGCUGAAGGGAAAGAGUAAGUGGGAUUUAGGAGUGGCCAGAGAAUCUAUUAACAGGAAGGGAAAGAUCAGAGUGAGUCCUCAGAACGGAUACUGGACUGUGGGUCUGUGGAAUGAGAAUGAAUAUUGGGCUUGUGCUGAUUCCUAUGUGCUUCUGUCUCUGAGAGUGAAGCCACAGAAGGUGGGGGUGUUUGUGGAUUACGAGGAGGGUCUGGUCUCCUUCUAUGAUGUGGAGUCCAGAUCUCAUAUCUACUCUUUCACUGGUCAGUCUUUCACUAAUAGGAUAUAUCCAUAUUUUUGCCCCUUUUCAAAUGAUUCUGGUAAAAAUUCAGCACCACUGAUCAUCUCACCUGUUAAUUUCAAUGAAUGAUUUUACAAGCCAUAUGAAAUAAACAAUGAAAAUGAAGCAUCUUAAA
Messenger RNA from Cyprinus carpio (common carp), 1845 nucleotides. Its product is annotated as E3 ubiquitin-protein ligase TRIM39-like. NCBI's taxonomy places the organism in Eukaryota, Metazoa, Chordata, Actinopteri, Cypriniformes, Cyprinidae. The record is from RefSeq and is a predicted model, not a curated record. Gene Ontology annotation, molecular function: protein binding; zinc ion binding.